AGUUAACAUGCGUGGUUUUCCUCAUCUUUUUCUUCUUCUACCAUUUUUGAGAAUAACUUCAUGAUUUUUUAAAUCAUAUAUUUGUUUGAUCUUACUCCUUAAAACUUUGUAGUAUUUAUUUUAAAUUAUUUUUCACAAACAGAAACAUAUAUCACAAAAAUAAAGUUGCAUCUUCUAUUUAUAAUUUAGAUCAAAAACUAAACUAUGCAGUUAUAACAAACUAAAUUAAAAUUAAAAUUUUAAUAAAACAUUCAGAUAUAAAUUUCACUUAUCUUAAUUAAAAUAGUACAAGUGUGAGUCAUAAUUCUCUCCAAUUCCAAAAUUUUAGCACCCCUUAAAAGCAAAUAAAAACAAGUUUUAUAAAUUCACAAAAUAUAUAAAAAUAUUUGGAAUUCUAAUUUGUUAAAUAAAAAUAGUUGCAAAAUAGUGACAUAUUGUAAAAGAAAAAUAAAAUAAAAUCUACAACUUAUUUGUAAUCCAUCAUGUUUUACAGUUUCAAAUUAGUGGCUAACAAUACCCUAAACCGUAAAUAUCAUUUAUAUGCUUUUAAAAACUUGUAUAUAAAAGAAGACAUAUAAUUACAUAUCAAUUUGAGAACUUAUCAAAUCACUAAUGUAGAAUAAUCUAAUUGAUUUUUUUAAACCCAAAUCUAAAUCAUUGCACAUGAAUGUAUUACAAAUGGGUAGCAUGGGUUUUGUGAAGAUGUGCAUGUCCAAAUUCUAUCCAUGGUACAAAUUUAUCAAGAUAUAAUCACUCUUGGGUUUCUUCUGUUAUCUACUAAAUAUAUACAGUAAAACAAUUUAAAAAUAUAUGGUAUUUUGGAUAAUUAUUUAAGCAAAUAUGAUUGCAGUGGCAAAGUAGUAAUAACUAUUUGCAACUACUUUCUAACUUUUAUUAGUUUUGCUGUCACAAAUUAGUAGCUAAAGAAACUCUAAAAUCUAAAUGUUAUUCCUUUUGAUUUUAAAACUUAUAUGUAAGAAGACAUGAUUGUAUAUUAAAUAAAAAUAACUUGAAUCAUUAGUGUAAGACAAUCAAACUGAAUAAAUUUAAGCGAAAUCAAAAUUACUAUACAUGAAUACAUGAGUGUAAUACAAAUGGAUGAUACAUGUUUGUGAAUAUUUGUGAAUGUUUAAAAUUUAUUAGUAACUCAAAUUUAUAAAACGAUAUACUCAUAUUUGGGUUUCUUACACUAUUCUCUAAAGAUAUAUAGUAAACCAAAUGUGAAAUAAUGUAUUUUAGACAAUUAGUAAAACAAAUAUGACAGUAGUGGUAAAAUAGUAAUAAAAGUUGCUACUACUUUAUGACUAUAUUACUUUUUAGAAGUUGCAAAUAAGACACAAAAUAAUUGUACUUAUAUAUAUGUAGCAAACAUAACAACUAUAACAACUGUUUUUACAUGUGAAAAUAAUUCAUAGCAACAUUCUACUUAAGCACCAAAGUAAACACAUGUUCUGUAAAUCGAAUCCUCCACGUCUCUAAACCUCUUCCAUUCAAAUCUCCUCUCAUCCGCCACGUGUCCAUUCUUCGCUCUCUUUUAUCUCUCCUCUCCACCCAAAAAUUUUCUUCUCUAUCCCAUUUUCAAAAAGCACCUUCUCUCAGAAAAAAAAAAGUAUUAUUACAAAACUCAAAACCAUGUCUGGAGGUGUUGGUCCGACUUACAACGAUAUCGCCUUACCCAAAGAAGAAGAACAUCACGCCACCGGAGAAACCUCAACAGCCGCCAGAUUAUUCUCCUUCCAGCAACUAAACAUCCUCGCAGUGAUCCUUGUCCUCUCCGCAAGUGGUCUCGUCACAAUCGAAGAUUUCUUAUUCACACUCCUCGCGCUCAUCUACUUCUUCUUCCUCUCCAAACUAAUCUUCCCUCCCCACAAGAAUCCAAACCGCGAUGCUCCUCUCACAAGCCCCACCAACAAGAUUUUCCGUCUCUACGUAGCUUCCGCGGGGAUCGUGGGGCUCUUGAUUCCGAUCUGCUACAUCUUCCAAGGAUUCCUAGAGGACGAUAAACGCGGGGUGAGUGACGCUGCACCGCACGUGUUCCUUUUGGCGAGUCAGGUUUUCAUGGAGGGAAUAGCUGCCACGUGUGGCUUCUCCGCUCCCGCUCGGAUCCUCGUGCCGGUCGUUUACAACGCUAGGAGGAUCCUAACGCUCGUCGAGUGGAUUAUUAACGAGUUCUCAAGGGAGGCUCCGGAGUAUGGGAAGGGGACGGUUUCGGUGCGGCGGAUGUACGCCGGGAAAGUUUUGGCGGCGGUGAACCUUGGGAUUUGGUCGUUUAACCUCUUCGGUGUUCUGAUCCCGGUUUAUCUACCGAGAGCUUUCAAGAGGUAUUACGGUUCCAGCAAGGAGGUUUGAUUCCGGUUUAGAUCAAUCCUAGCGUUUAUUUCGUUUUUGGUUUAAUUUAUCCGGUUCAAUUUCUUUGGUUAUCUGAUACCGAGCUUUCAAAAAAAAUGUAUUACGGCUCCAACGUGGAGAACUGAACCAAGUUUAGAAUCUUCACAGCUUUCUGUUGUGUCUUAUUGUUUAAUCAUUCAGGUUCGUUAGUAACCGUGAUCUGGAUGUGUCUUUCCCUCGUUUGUUGUAUAUUGAUGUUUUCUUUGAUGAAUUUCACUUUAUUUAUUUUAUGUUAUUAUUUGAGUUUCAA
Molecule: messenger RNA, 2638 nt
Organism: Brassica rapa (field mustard)
Lineage: Eukaryota; Viridiplantae; Streptophyta; Magnoliopsida; Brassicales; Brassicaceae
Source: RefSeq, a predicted model, not a curated record